AUGUCUCUCAUUUGUAUUUGAAAUUCACGAAUAUCAGAUUUCCUUCAGAAUUAAUUCGGAUUACCCACAAGAAUUGUAUUAAAUUUGUUUAAAUCCUCAACUUAAAUUCACUAUUUAGAAAGGAGUAGUUUCUUUAACAAUUGAAAUACAAAAUAUUAUUACUGAAAUUCAUUUAUUUAUAAAUAAUUACGAUCUAAUUUAGUAAGAAACUAUAUAAAAUUAGGGAGUUCGCCAAUAAUAAGGGAAGCUCAAGAAAUUUUAUCCAUUAUAUGUGAUAACUGGUUCUCAGUAAUUAUUAGAAUAAUUUGCUAUGCACUUUAAAAGAUAAACUGAAAAUGUAUAUGUAUUUAUAAGAGAACUUUGGGGAUCGCGUAAGAAUUCAUUUUAAACAUAUAUUUGA
This is a messenger RNA of Paramecium octaurelia, 400 nucleotides long. NCBI's taxonomy places the organism in Eukaryota, Ciliophora, Oligohymenophorea, Peniculida, Parameciidae. The record is from the annotation of a GenBank genome assembly.